This is a messenger RNA of Pogonomyrmex barbatus (red harvester ant), 7353 nucleotides long. RefSeq names its product potassium voltage-gated channel seizure (gene sei). Gene Ontology annotation, cellular component: plasma membrane. Gene Ontology annotation, biological process: regulation of membrane potential; potassium ion transmembrane transport. NCBI's taxonomy places the organism in Eukaryota, Metazoa, Arthropoda, Insecta, Hymenoptera, Formicidae. Gene Ontology annotation, molecular function: inward rectifier potassium channel activity. The record is from RefSeq and is a predicted model, not a curated record.
GUCUCGCGCCUCCUCUCGCGUUCUCAGUUCUCCGACCGAACACACGACGGCGACUCGCCAAAACCACGCGAGACUCGAGUCGAAACGACGAGGGUAUUGCGUCCGCGGCACCGCGACGUCGUUAUCGGCCACUCGAAUCCACGAAGGAACGCCUCGAGACAACACCUCGUGCUCAUCGCGACACGACGAUACGAAGGGGGUGAGGGAGGUUACAAGCACGCGGCGGAGCAACAGUGUUCGGCGACCUUCCUCUGGAGUGCGUCGGUCGGAGACAGUGCAGGGGAUGAGUUGAGUGUCACCACCGAUCGAGGAUACCGAGAGAGUCGAGGAGGCAGCGAGGGGUUAGCGAGAGGGCAUCGUAUUUCUACGAUUCGGUCUGUCGAGCCGCGGGAAGGCGUGGUGAGUCGUUUACGUGCACUCGUCCCCGACUGCAUGGAGACAGCGCGACCGUGCGACGAGACCACGUGAAGCAUAGGAUUGAUAGUGAGACGUGUUAGUGAAUCGCAUGAUAACGCGACGCUAACCUCGAGAACGGACAAGGAGAAAGGUGUAAGGAGAAAAAUUUGUCGCGUGGAUUAUUAUGCGUUGCCUGAAAACCUUGGCCGAGCUCUCGACCGUGUUCACCGCAGUGACGAUCUGAUCGUCAUGCUCGGUCGUCGGUGACUCGCCGGAAAGUGGAUCGUGAGCAGAGGAUUUCCCGGGGCUCGACGUGGCUGCAUGAGCCGAGGGAUAUCCCGAGAGAAAUCGCGACAACGGCGGUGGUCGGGCAUGGUCGCGGAGGAUGAGGAAGAAGUACAAAAAUAGCUGUCCCCGUGGUUGACCGGAGAUGCACAGCUGACCAUCCACGACGGAGAGGAAGAGAAGAGAGAGAGAGAGAGAGAGAGAAAGAGAGCGCGCGCGAGAGAAAGGAAGAGAAAGAGUGAGACAGGAAAAGAGGGAGCGAGUGCCGGACGUUCGAUUAGCGCUGGCGAGCGCCGCGACUCACGUCGGGAUCGAUCCGAUCGCGACAUUCCGCGUCAACUCGACUGCAAACACACCACGUGCCUUUAUCGUCACCGUUAUUGUUACCGUAACCCGUUGGACGCCCCUAAUUAUCCCGGGGAUCGCGACGCCCUCCCCCUUUCCGCAGUCGGCCGUCGACUCGUCGUGCGAGAUCGAGCUGUCCUCGGCGAAGGUCCCCCUCGUCAUUCGAGUGCACUCGGGCGAUCGAACGACAACGUCGUGGAGAUGUCCGAGCCAUGCGUUCCACCGAGAUCACCGCAUCCCGCGACCUCGGCCGCCGUGAAGCCUGACCUCGAUCCCACGAGGUCGUGCAAAAUUCGCGAAUAUCGCGCAGGAGUGCCUGUAGUCAGAAACGUGAACUCCCCGAGGAUCGAAGCCCCGAGGCUGUUGACCCGCAUCGCGACGCCACCGCAUUGGUGUUUGUCGACUGUAUUAGGACGCUUGAUCGCAUAUUAAACGCGCGAAAUAGAUCUCGGCGCGUGUCGGUUUUACGUUUAAAACGCCGUCAAACGGUCAAACGGCAAGGCGAAGCGAUAUGAGACGUUGCCGACGAGAGAUGACAAAUCGCAUCGGGGACGGACGCUGCCGGCGAGCGACGAGCGAAGCGUCGUCGUAGCUUCUUACAUCGGCGACGACAACGACGACAGCGCGGAAGAGCCGCGCGCGCGAGACUGCCCGCGAUCGUCAGCCGCGUCCUGGAAGCCGUAUCAACGCCGCGGCCGCUUCCGUAUCCUCGCUAUAAAUAGGCGUUCCUUCGCUCCAUCUGACCAGACACACGCACAGUCGGAAGUGACACACGGUGCGUACACGUGCGACACGUAUGCCGGCCGCUCGACCGAAGGUGGGACCGACCUUUCCCCGCGUCCUUGUCGUCUCGACGGCAGGAGGAAUCGUCGUGACGUCUCGCGCGCCGACGAUCUCCAACGUCACAUCUAGAUAGGCGAGAACUCCGGGUCCAAACGAACGACGCCGUCGACGUCGGCGAGUAGAAGACACAUCGAAGUUCGCACUCGCGUGCGAAACGCGCGGAAACGCGGCCGCACUCCUCUCCCGACAUAGCCGCUCGGGAUAUAUAUCGAUACAACACAAGCAAGACCGACGAACAACGACCGCAUCCGCAGGUGUUCCUGUAGCGAAACCAAGAUAGACACGGAGUAGAAGAGCACGACGACCUCUCCUCCUCGUUUAGCCUUACUACGUAUCGCUCCCCCCCCCCCUUUCGUAAAGCCUUUGUUAAGAGGCGGACGAAAGAAGGAAGUGAACUUCUUUCCGAGAGGGAAGUAAAAACGGACGCAUCGCCGCGUGUCGUCCGGUGUCGCAGCAACGAAUCUAUCUCUUUCCUUUUCCCUCGCGCGAAUUCAAUCGCAUUACGUUACUUCUGUCUUAUACUGGCUGAUCACUAUGCUCAACUCGUGCUGUGCUUUUUUCUACCGUGCUCGUGCAUUGUACGCCGCGAGUGUUUUCCUAGUGCUUUAGUGUUACCGCGCGAUAAUAUUAAUUGAGAGAGAUCGGGCCCGGUGUUGCCCCAUCGCACGGUCGAACGCGGAAGUCUUGGCUGCCCAGGUAUCUGGGAACCCUGUUCCUGAGAUGCCUGUUAGACGGGGUCACGUGGCGCCUAGAACUACGAUCAUCGAAACCAUCAUCAGGAAGUUUGAUACGCACGAUCGAAGCUUUUUAGUAGCGAAUGCGCAACAGGGACUAUGCCACAUUAUCUACUGCUCGGACGGUUUCUGCCGGCUGACGGGCUUUUCAAGGGCCGAGGUGAUGCAGCGACCAGCGGUCUGCGACUUCCUCCAUGGACCAAUGACAUCGCCGCAUGCGGUCGCGGCCCUGCGAGACGCCCUUGCCGCUGGCGUCGAAAAACACUUCGAGAUCCUUUACUACAGGAAGGACGGAACCAAGUUCCUCUGCAGCGAGGUGAUAGCGCUAAUAAGGAGCGAGGUGGACGACAUUUGCCUGCAAAUCAUAAACUUCGAGGAUCUGAGCUCGCAGCCACCGCCGCAGCCCGCGAUUCCGCCGCCGAGUCAGACCAACAACAGGCUCGCGACACGCUUCGACAGGGCAAGGGCGUCCUUCCGGGCUGGCUUGUCGAGGACCGGCGUCGUUGGUCCAUCGAGGGUCCGGAAUCGACCGCGCACGGUGUCUAAUUUGCCUCACCGACUUGCUGACGGGACCAUCCUCGACGAGGACGCCUCUGAGAACUGCCCGUUAACAUGUGGCUCGCCCACAAUGAUGGAAUCUUGGGGCCCUGGGAGGACUGGCACACCCCCGCCGGGUCUACCGCCACCGCCGUCGGGCAGCAGCAACAAUGGUGCCGCAACAACGUCGACGAUUAUCCCGAGCGUCGUACCACAACCCGGCACCACCGCUCCCAUCGCAAGUCCCGAGGGAGUAAGCGACGUCUCGCAAAAAUCGGGACUCUGGGAAGGUGCGAACUCGUCUUCGGGGGGUGCUGCGGAGGGUCCUUCGCGGAGCGUUUCUCAUGCGGCGAGUUUGGACGCUAUCUCGAGGCGAGCCGUGAAACCGGAAACGACGAGGGCGCCCUGUCGCAGCCUCACCUGCAGCGUCUUAGCGGGCCGAGGGAGCGAACACGUCACCCUCGAGCGACGACCAGCGACAGUCGAUAAUCUGGCCGAAGCAACGAAACAUUCGAAAAUCUUUCCUGGCGUCGCUUCUGAAAGCGAUUUGCAGAAAUGGCGAACAUCCAGGGAUCGGAAAUCACCGUCUCUAAGUCAGAUGGGGCCGGAUUCCAUCAAACACAAAUUUUCUCUACAAGACAAUGGAUCUGCAAAGUAUUUUCAAGGAGCGAUGCACACACCAAACAUGGGAGAAAAAGUUGCUCAGGUACUGUCCCUCGGAGCAGACGUCCUCCCGGAGUACAAAUUACAGUCCCCCAGAAUCCAUAAGUGGACCAUACUACACUAUUCGCCGUUCAAGGCGGUCUGGGAUUGGAUUAUAUUGUUGCUCGUGAUGUACACCGCCAUAUUUACGCCGUACGUUGCCGCCUUUGUUCUGUCGGAUUCAGAAUACAACAGCAGGAAGAACAAAAAGUACAGUGACGAUCCUAUCGUCAUCAUAGACCUCAUAGUCGACGUCACCUUCAUCGUGGACAUCAUCAUAAAUUUUCGCACGACUUUCGUCAACAGCAACGAUGAGGUGGUCUCCCAUCCUGGAAAGAUAGCCGUCCAUUAUCUGAGGGGUUGGUUCAUCAUCGACCUGGUAGCUGCCAUUCCCUUCGACCUCCUACUCGUCGGAUCGGACACUGACGAGCUCGGCUUGGACAAGGACGAGACGACGACUUUGAUCGGACUCCUGAAGACGGCCCGUCUGCUCCGCCUUGUCAGAGUGGCCAGGAAGAUCGACAGAUACAGCGAAUAUGGUGCUGCCGUUUUGUUACUCUUAAUGGCCACUUUUGCCCUUAUUGCUCACUGGAUGGCGUGUAUAUGGUACGCCAUAGGAAACGCCGAGAGACCGACCCUGAAGAGCAAGGUUGGUUGGCUCGACAUUCUAGCCAACGACACGCAUCAGUUUUACUUUCACAAUAACACCGGCGGGCCGAGCAUAAAAAGUCGCUACAUCACGGCGCUUUACUUCACCUUCAGCAGCCUCACGUCCGUAGGCUUCGGAAACGUAGCGCCCAACACCGACGCCGAGAAGAUCUUUACGAUAAUCGUCAUGUUGAUCGGAUCUCUGAUGUACGCCAGUAUCUUCGGUAAUGUAUCGGCAAUCAUUCAGAGGCUAUACAGCGGCACCGCCCGGUAUCACACACAGAUGCUCAGGGUCAGGGAAUUCAUAAGAUUCCAUCAGAUACCGAAUCCGCUCCGCCAACGGUUGGAGGAGUACUUUCAACACGCGUGGACCUACACGAACGGGAUUGAUAUGAACAGUGUUCUGAAAGGGUUCCCCGAGUGCCUUCAGGCCGACAUCUGUCUUCAUCUCAAUAGGAAUCUUUUAAACAAUUGCCGAGCCUUCGAGGGGGCUAGUCCAGGCUGUUUAAGGGCAUUAUCCUUAAAGUUUAAGACGACGCACGCGCCUCCGGGUGACACUUUAGUUCAUCGAGGAGACGUGCUGACCUCCUUGUAUUUUAUAUCCCGCGGGAGUAUCGAGAUCCUGAAGGAUGAUAUCGUGAUGGCCAUUUUGGGCAAGGACGACAUAUUUGGCGAGAAUCCGUGCAUUUAUCCGACAGUCGGAAAAUCGUCCUGUAACGUUCGCGCCCUUACAUAUUGCGACCUUCACAAGAUCCAUCGGGAUGACCUGCUCGACGUCUUGGCGCUUUAUCCGGAAUUUGCUAAUCACUUCAGCCAGAAUCUCGAGAUUACUUUUAACAUGCGAGACGAGGAGCAGGCUGGUGUCGAUCCAAUAUCAGCAAGGUUUCCUGUCAGCACUCCGACCGACGUCGACAUCGACGCUAGGAGGUUCGCUUUCCGUCCACCAAGAUACCGUCGAGGACCAGGUGGUGGUCCUGGCACAAAUCUUAUUCCCACAGGUCGACAAGACUCCUUGCAGGACGACCAGGAUGACUAUGACAAAGGCAGCGGUCACGGUAUUUUAGAAUUCAGCACGGACAAGGCCGGUCAAGAUGUGACGCCAUUGAAUCUGGAAUUCGACGAGCCUAAACAGAGAAGCUCGACCUUAAACUCCAUAACUGGCAUGCUAACCCAUCUCAAGCGCAGCAUACCGGAUCUACGUCAGCACAAGAUUCAUCUGCAGCCGCUUACCAGUCAUGAUUAUCUCGCGAAGCAAAUGACCACGCCGCUGACGAAACCAGCGCGCCGGAGUUCCGCCGCCGGCGAGAGUUGCCUCAGUCAAAACGUCGUUCAUCCCACUUCGGCAACGUCGAGCCACUACACCACACCAUCGCCCCCGCAGCAUCCUCAUUCCCAUGGUGACUUUCAGAGCGGCCCCGGUCGGCCGGUGGAGGAGCUCAACGCCAGGAUCGACCAGUUGUCGCGGCAGGUGUCCUCGUUGGAGCAUUCGAUGGCCGGCGACAUCAGGCUGAUCCUGAGCCUGCUCCAGCAGACGCUCAACUCGUCCAGGGAGAGCUCCAGCAUCGAGAUGAUGCCGGGGACCGCGCCGGCCGGCACCAGGCAGAGCAGCCGCGCGCCCGCCUUAGUCCAGAGAUCGGCGAGCGAGCCGCAGCCGCCGACGGUCCCGACGGGCAACGGAAACGGGAAGAUCCAACCCAGCACGUCGCACGGCUUGUUCAGCCUUCUUUCGAAAUCCCUGGAUCAGUUGCAUUUGAUUUCGGCGUCUUUUAUUUUGGAAAAGUUGGACAAGUUCCGAAGACCCCCGGUGAGGGAGCCGACCUCCACGUCGUCGGGGACGUCGAGGCUGACCGUCACGUCGGACACGUCCGCGCUCGCCACGGCGUUGCAGACGGCGCUGAACGGUCGAACUGGACCCACGAGAUCGCAGAGCCAGCCGGUCGACCUGGCGGUGCCGACCAGCACGCAGCAGCAGGUCCAUCAGGCUCACGCCUGGCACAGUCAGCCCGCCGCCUUCAGGAGGGGCGAAUAUCGUAGUGGCGUGCCUUACGGCAGAUACAGCUCGUUCAAUAAACGCUCGGAGCCGGAGGGCGAGGAUCCCUGGAGCAGCGUGGUGCCGGAGGAUCGGGGCGGCGGCCAGCGUCCGCGCAGCGGAGAUUCGCGCAAGGAAUCGUCGUCGAAUCAUCGCGGCGGCAACGGCACAGAGUCCAUGUCAGGGGUUCAACAGGGGCGAUCGGAGGGCAGACAACACGAGGGUGGUAGCAGAGGGCAGCAGGCGAGCGGGACUCGACAGCAGGAGUCCUCGAGGCAGACUAGCGAAGACAUAUCGUGGGAGUUCACGAUAAACGAGGCGCCGAUCGCCAGGCUCGAGUCGCUGGACGAGCUUGAUCAGGACCAUGGUAGUUAAGGGAAAGCGCCGUACGCGGAGGAAAUCGUUCUGUCAGUUAGAAAACCGUAAUCGUCGCCGUGUGAGGAUCGACUCGUCCCGAUCGACGAGACGCGGAAAGCCGCGAUGUCGCGAGAACGUCGGGAGAGUGCGACCGAAGCCGUUCGAAACCUUCCAUAGGAAAUCUCGCUCCGACCGAUAUCAUAACCAUGCUUGCCUUGAAGUCAAAUUUUCUAGCCGAAUUACAGGGAAUGUAACAUGAUACCCACAGAUCAAUUUAGAAGCGCGUGUCAUUGAAGGAAGCAUCAAAAGUUUAGUGUAAUAUUGCUGAGAAUUUAUUUGUAUUGUGAUUGAAGAGAUCAAUAGGUUAACGACAAGAUGAAGAGUGAAACAUGGUUGAAGUUACUUGUACAAGUCGAAAUAAUAUUUUAAAUUUUUCACCCAGAUCACAAAAAGAAUAUUUUGACAUAUUAAUUUCUA